UUCCGGCCUCACUCUGUGGUAACGGCGCACUUCCGGGGAGACGUCCCGCUACUUCCGCCCACAGCUGGUCAGCCGAAGAUGCCCAAUGGAAGCGCAGGUAGCUUCCGCGCAGCCCGCGUAGUGAUAUGAGAGAGGCGCUGUGAUAGGCUGGAGCCUGUAGCUGCUCCCGUUUCCUAUUGGUAGCUGCAGUUACCCGCCGGGCGGUUACCCCACGCUUCUUCUCUCACAACAAGUUCUGCAUCAGCGGCGCUCGGUGUGUCCACGCCGCCGUCACCCGGAGCCCAGAGGCGGAGGCGUGCAGACAGCGCCUUGGUCCUAGUAUAGGGACUGUAUACAGAGCCUGGGUCCUAGUAUAGGGACUGUAUACAGAGCCUGGGUCUUAGUAUAGGGACUGUAUACAGAGCCUGGGUCCUAGUAUAGGGACUGUAUACAGAGCCUGGGUCCUAGUAUAGGGACUGUAUACAGAGCCUGGGUCCUAGUAUAGGGACUGUAUACAGAGCCUGGGUCUUAGUAUAGGGACUGUAUACAGAGCCUGGGUCCUAGUAUAGGGACUGUAUACAGAGCCUGGGUCCUAGUAUAGGGACUGUAUACAGAGCCUGGGUCCUAGUAUAGGGACUGUAUGCAGAGCCUGGGUCCUAGUAUAGGGACUGUAUACAGAGCCUGGGUCCUAGUAUAGGGACUGUAUACAGAGCCUGGGUCCUAGUAUAGGGACUGUAUACAGAGCCUGGGUCCUAGGAUAGGGACUGUAUACAGAGCCUGGGUCCUAGUAUAGGGACUGUAUACAGAGCCUGGGUCCUAGGAUAGGGGCUGUAUACAGAGCCUGGGUCCUAGUAUAGGGACUGUAUACAGAGCCUGGGUCCUAGUAUAGGGACUGUAUACAGAGCCUGGGUCCUAGGAUAGGGACUGUAUACAGAGCCUGGGUCCUAGGAUAGGGGCUGUAUACAGAGCCUGGGUCCUAGGAUAGGGGCUGUAUACAGAGCCUGGGUCCUAGUAUAGGGACUGUAUACAGAGCCUGGGUCCUAGGAUAGGGGCUGUAUACAGAGCCUGGGUCCUAGUAUAGGGACUGUAUACAGAGCCUGGGUCCUAGUAUAGGGACUGUAUACAGAGCCUGGGUCCUAGUAUAGGGACUGUAUACAGAGCCUGGGUCCUAGUAUAGGGACUGUAUACAGAGCCUGGGUCCUAGUAUAGGGACUGUAUACAGAGCCUGGGUCCUAGUAUAGGGACUGUAUACAGAGCCUGGGUCCUAGUAUAGGGACUGUAUACAGAGCCUGGGUCCUAGUAUAGGGACUGUAUACAGAGCCUGGGUCUUAGUAUAGGGACUAUACAGAGCUUGGGUCUUAGUAUAGGGGCUGCAUAGGUAUACAGAGCCUGUGUAGUGGUGUAUAGCUAUUAAGAGAGCAUUUGUAAUAUAUAGAGACCAUACAUAAUCGGGAAAAUGCGUCAGAAGAACAAUAUAUGGGAGUACUUCGAUAGGCCCUCGGAUUCAGUAGCCAUCUGCAAGUUCUGUGGUAAGCAAUUAAAAUUUGUUAGCACCACCUCCAAUCUCAGGCAACAUCUUGUAAGGAAGCACCCCGAUGCACUGCAGCUGCUUGUCCCUGCUGCAGGAGUGGCCAAACCCAGAUUUGUCAACGUGGAUGGGCUCAUUCUGAAUGUGGUCCAAGUCUCGGAGGAAGCCGAAGCCACUACAAACGGUGACGAGGCACCACGGGCAGAGCCUGGGCCAUCUGCUCCGAAGGCAAAAAGGGCGGCGAUGCUGGCCACCAGAAUCCACGCAUUGGACAGAUACGGGCUCAGUAACGUAGUCACCCAGGGCCAGGUCCACCUAGCUGGCCAGAGCCAGGUCCACCUAGCUGGCCAGAGCCAGGUCCACCUAGCUGGCCAGAGCCAGGUCCACCUAGCUGGCCAGAGCCAGGUCCACCUAGCUGGCCAGAGCCAGGUCCACCUAACAUGCCAAAGCCAGGUCCACCUAGCAGCCCAGAGCCAGGUCCACCUAGAAGAACAGGGCCACUUAGCCCAGAGCCCGGAUCCCCUAGCAGCCCAAAGCCCAGGUCCCGUAGCCGUCCAGAUCCCCGGUCCCCUUGUAACCCAAGCAGUUGUUGAUAUGGUCUGUAAGGACAGUCAGCCAACUUACAUUGUGGAAAAUGCUGGAUUUAAUAAUUUAUUAAAAACGUUGGCUCCUCACUAUGACGUUCCGACUCGGAAAAGCAUCAAUCAACAUGUCAUGGAAAAAUAUAACACCCUAAGCGGCAUCAUGAGGAAGAAACUUGUAAACAAGAAGUGCACCCUUACGACGGAUGUAUGGACUGAUGACCAAAUGCAGAGUUUCCUUAGUCUUACUAUCCAUGCUUAUGAUGAGGAUGAACUACUUAGUGGGACAAUUGGUGUGUUACCGCUCGAGGAAGGACACACAAGUGAAAGCCUUGCCGAGCGUCUCAAGCAGUGCUGCCUCGAAUGGGGCAUAAGGCCGGAAACGGAGGACGUGACUGCCAUCGUGACAGACGGUGAUGGAAAUAUAAAAAAAGCAGCGGAAUUAGCGUUCGGAGAAGAAAAACACAUUCCGUGCUUUGUGCAUUCUCUUCACUUAGUUGUGGGCAGAUGUCUGGGAAUAGAGACCAUGUCACCCCUUCUUUCCAAAUCAAAGGCAAUUUUGACCUGGUUUAAGCAGAGCGUUGGGGCCAGUGAUGAGUUGCGGCAGAUCAGUGAGAACAGGCUGAUCCAAUUGAUCCCCAAGAGGUGGAACGCAACGUGUCACGUGUUUCAGCAGCUGAGAGAGCUGCAACCUUACAUCAGUGAGGUCAUCGACCAGCACCCGAGUGCGCCUCCCAUGCUGACUGCCUCCGAAUUUGAGGAUGUGAAUGAAAUACUUGACAUAUUAGAGCCUUUUGAAGCCGCAAUAAGACAGAUUAGUGGGGAACACUACUUAACAAGUAGCUUGGUGAUACCUAUUACUUCCAUAAUCCUUCAGGAACUUGAGAAACUACAUCCAAACAGUGAAACCCCAAAGGCUGUUCUAAACGAAGCCAUUAGUGCGAUGAAGGAAAGAUUUGGCAGCGUCGAGCAUGUCUUUUUAUUAGCGGUUGCCACAGUGUUAGACCCUCGCUUCAAGAAACUCUACUUCAGGGAUCCUACUGCAUUGUCCAAACAGGUCACUUUCCUGAGCAACUGGCUGACAAAGGAUUCUGCGGAAAGUGCCAAAGGCAACGACUUGUCAGGUUCCUCACCUGAAAGUGAAGAUGUUCAGAAACCAAAGAGAAGUCUUUUCAGUGACCACAACAAAAUAGUGCAAAACACCUGGCAACAACAUGAGGAGCCCACGAGUUCCGAGCUGCCGCAGGAGCUAUCUAUAUACUUAGGUGCUCCGCCGGAGAAAAUAGAGGAGAACCCUCUUAGGUUUUGGAAGCAAAUGGAGACGGCGUACCCUAAUCUAAGAAAAGUUGCAAGGCAGUAUCUGACAACCAUGGCCACCUCGGUCCCUUCCAAGCGGCUUUUCGACAAGGCUGGUGAAAUGAAGAGCAAAUCAAGAAAUAUAACGGAGGAAAAGCUCCUUUCAGAGUUACUGUUUUUGCAGAGCGUUACAAUCGGACAGGACUCUGGCGGACUCUGUGCUAUUUCCAGGCAACAGCCCCUUUGCGGUUCUUCUAAUGUCACGGCGCUUCCGGCUGUUGCCAUGGAGACUUGUGACAGCGUUUCCUCUUCAUCUAGACCACCGCCUACUGACUUCCUAGGUGCACUGGAUUUGCACAAGGAUGGCCAAGCGUCUCCGGCAGCAGCUGAUGGCUCAUCCCCCUCUGCUAGUUAUAGUAUGAUUCUCUCUGUGAGCUGACCUGUUGGAUUGAUCUUUCAUAGUUUGCCUAUUUGUGACAUUGGGUGUUGCUGCUGCCAACCCUAACACACUUCUUUUGUACCUGAGCAAUACCUUAUGACGAUGAGACUGUAUUACUUAGAGUAGAAGACCUGGGGCGUCAAAGUCCCGUUAAGCACAUCAAGCUGUAAUGCAAAGGUGGAUGUUCUAGGUAAAGACCUCCAGAAGCUGUAAUGGGGGGAUCUUAUCACCUCUUCACUGGUAUUGCUGGAAAAUAAGCUGUUUGAUUAAAGUUGCUUUAACUAAA
Messenger RNA from Pseudophryne corroboree (corroboree frog), 4109 nucleotides. RefSeq names its product zinc finger BED domain-containing protein 4-like. NCBI's taxonomy places the organism in Eukaryota, Metazoa, Chordata, Amphibia, Anura, Myobatrachidae. The transcript is spliced from 3 exons. Gene Ontology annotation, molecular function: DNA binding; protein dimerization activity. The coding region runs from base 1436 to 3823 and encodes 795 amino acids. The record is from RefSeq and is a predicted model, not a curated record.